Octodon degus (degu) is the source of this 4093-nucleotide messenger RNA. RefSeq names its product defective in cullin neddylation 1 domain containing 4 (gene Dcun1d4). Gene Ontology annotation, biological process: positive regulation of ubiquitin-protein transferase activity; protein neddylation. The transcript has 11 exons. Bases 89 to 967 code for a protein of 292 amino acids. The record is from RefSeq and is a predicted model, not a curated record. Gene Ontology annotation, cellular component: ubiquitin ligase complex. Gene Ontology annotation, molecular function: cullin family protein binding; ubiquitin-like protein binding; ubiquitin conjugating enzyme binding. Lineage: Eukaryota; Metazoa; Chordata; Mammalia; Rodentia; Octodontidae.
UUCUCAUCUCUCAGCAGAGGUGCGGUGAGCCGGUGGGGGGACCGCGAGGCAAGCGCGGGAGCCCGGGCGGCGAGUGAGCUGCCCGAAAAUGCACUCGGAUGCUGCAGCUGUCAACUUUCAGCUGAACUCUCAUCUCUCAACACUGGCAAAUAUUCAUAAGAUCUACCACACCCUUAAUAAGCUAAAUCUAACAGAAGACGUUGGCCAAGACGAUCACCAAACAGGAAGCCUCCGGUCUUGCAGUUCUUCGGACUGCUUUAGUAAAGUGAUGCCCCCAAGGAAAAAGAGAAGACCUGCUUCUGGAGAUGACUUAUCGGCCAAGAAGAGUAGACAUGAUAGCAUGUAUAGAAAAUAUGAUUCAGCUAGAAUUAAGACAGAAGAAGAGGCCUUCUCAAGUAAGCGGUGCUUAGAGUGGUUCUAUGAAUAUGCAGGUACUGAGGAUGUUGUAGGUCCUGAAGGAAUGGAGAAAUUUUGUGAAGACAUUGGUGUAGAACCUGAAAAUGUAGUUAUGCUUGUGCUAGCUUGGAAAUUGGAUGCACAAAACAUGGGCUAUUUUACCCUACAAGAAUGGUUAACAGGAAUGACUUCUUUACAAUGUGAUACAACAGAAAAACUCAGAAAUUCUUUGGAUUGCUUGAGAUCAUUAUUAAAUGAUUCUACAAACUUUAAACUUAUUUAUAGAUACGCAUUUGACUUUGCACGGGAAAAGGACCAGCGCAGCCUAGACAUAAACACUGCAAAGUGCAUGUUGGGACUGUUACUAGGAAAAAUCUGGCCCCUUUUUCCAGUUUUUCACCAAUUCUUAGAGCAAUCAAAAUAUAAAGUGAUUAACAAAGACCAGUGGUGCAAUGUGCUUGAAUUCAGCAGAACCAUUAAUCUUGACCUCAGUAACUACGAUGAAGAUGGAGCGUGGCCGGUCUUGUUGGAUGAGUUUGUGGAGUGGUAUAAGGACAAACAGAUGUCCUAGGACUGUAUGCCUGGCAGCGAGAGAGUCACUGUUACCAGUUACGUCACCCAUUAGCCAUAAAUUGCUGUUUGUAUCAAAGCGCAUGCUGCUUUUCUUGCACUGUCUCCCUUUCACAGGGAUGUUUUGGUGUUUGCUGUUGAAUGGGCCAGCUCUGCUUGCUGUGUAGCAUUGUUCUCUUGGAAGGCUGCUUUCCAGUUUGUAUUUACACUACAGAUUGGUGAAUUUGCCAAUGUCCUCACUGUGAUUAUGUGUAUAUUGCUGUUUAAAUUUUGUAUAUGUGUAUAAAAAGCUUCACCUAGAGAUUAUUUCUGCAAAAAUGUAUUGUAAAAAUAAUUUUGUGGCAUAUUUCUAGUCCCUUUUUUCAAAUGAACCAGUUAUAUUUUAUUUGGUCUCAAAUGUAGCAUUUCAGAAAACAAGACAAAACAACUGUUACUGUGAGCAAAUGUUGCCAGAACUAACCUAGUUUAAGAGGCCAAUUUCUGCAAGAGGUGGGAGAAGUGAUAACUUUUCAAUGGCUCAUGCCAAAUAUCAUUUGUUUUGCUUGAUAAUAUUAGCAUUCUAAAAUGAUGAAAAUUAUAAUUAUUGACCAUGUAACACCACAACUGAUUUUCACCAUGCAAGAGACAGUUUUCUGGUUUUUUAAUGUUAAAACUAUAGUAGCUUAAAUAUAGGUACAAAUGAACAAUUGAAAUCGCACCGUUUUAAAAUUUUCAGGUUUAAAUUCUCAUAAACCUUCUGUACUGCUUCCCCUUCUCCCUCUUGGAUUCCCCGUCCAGUGUUUGGUCUGUGAUGCUCUGUGUGCCACUCUAAAGUUUAUCUUGCCGCCUCCACGAAAACAUGCUGGCUUCCUGGCAAUUUAUAAAUGCGGCGCAAUUUUAGUUGUGGCUUGAAUCUUUUAGUUAGAUUUUACAUUGUCUAAUUUUCUAGUGUUUUGGAAAAGAAACUGCUAGUGAGAGGUGUUUUGUUUUGUUUUCCUUGUUUAUUUCAUGCUAGGCUUUUCCUGGCAACAUGUUCAUUGCAGGCAGUGGACACGAAACCACCAGCAUCGAGCUAAUUCUUCUCACACUCCAGGACCUUUCCUGGAGGGGCCACUUGUCAUUACCUGAAUCAUUUGUACAGAGAGUGAUAGUUGUUAUUUAUGCGUAUGAGGAAACAAGGAUGGUAUGUUUAGAUUUGUAUUUGUCUUUUUUUUUUCCUGCCUUGAGAAAAUGUAUGGAGUACAUGUUUUCACCCCACCUAUCUGGUGCUAUUGAAUGACUAACCUGGUCCUUGAAGUUUUGUAAACACACAAAGGUCUAGCGAUUUAACCAAGUGUAGAGCUAAGGUGCAUUUGAGCAAGUAAUUGCUGUGGUUGUGGGCAGUACCCAUGCUUGAGCAUGUAAUUGGAUUAUUGGCCAAAAAGUUUUCAGAUUAAAUGUGAAUCUUUAGAUGAUGUUAAAUGAGUAAAGCACACAGACAAUGCUACUCUUGACCAUUUUUUUUUUUACAGUUUCUUUGCAAAUGGUGUUCUGAUUUUCAUAUUUUUUCCCCUAACUGAACCACCAAAGACAGAAAUUUUGUGUAUAUAGUGUGUGUGCAUAUACAAAAUCAUGAUACAGUAGAAUACAGCUAUUUCCUUUUUCUUCUGAACAAUAUGGUUUGGUUUGCUGUGAAAUAGACCAGAAAUUUUAAAAACAAUAGUGAUUAAGCAUACUUAGCCAUUCCUUGCUUUUAGUCUCACUUUUAACCGUAAGAGUUUAUAUCAGUAUACAUAAGUUAAUAUCUGGAGAGGAAAGGAAAUGUCAGUAGUAUUCAACAGCUAUUAAGACUGCCUCAUUGAAAGGCAGUCCAGUUCGUGUUUGUUGUUACAGUGGGGCUUGGCCAUUGGCAGGUUUGAAUCUGUGAAGAGCUGAACUAUUUUCAUAUGUAGCCUAGUGAAAUGUUUAAAUAUCACACUUUAAAGGCAACAGGUCUUAAACUUAACCUCUGUUUUACUGCAAGCAGAUAGAAAUCAUGGGUGAAAUUCUUUUGAAUUUUAUGCUAGAAUCUGGAGAAUUUUUUCAACACUAAGCACAGUUAAUCCUUAAUAAGGGGAUAGUAACAAGGAGGAGAUGGUACAUUUCAUCCACAGUGAACAUUUUGAUAAAAGAAAACGCAAGUAAAGACAAUUUUAUGUUUGCUAUAUGAUAUGAAAACAAGUAUUCCAGUGGGAUAAUAUGAAUAUUUAGAAAACAGUCUCUAAACUACAUUGGAAAAUAAGCCUCUGUGCCUGCUGUUUGCAGAGUGCUUACCCUUGCUUUUCUUCAUUUUGCAUAUUUUUAAGGGAGAGUCAUAAGACACUUUUUUUCCUAAAAAUUUGCGUGAGUUACACAAUACCAAACAAUUCGUCAAACACUUACUUGUAGGCUAAUGUCUAAUAAACUAGGGUGCCUUCAUCUGGUUUUUCUUUAGUACGCAAGUCUCCUACAUCCUUUCUGUCUUGCCUUGUGUUUUGAAGUCCAUUUUGCAAUGCUCUCUUGGUAGGGAAUACAACUUUUCAGGUCAGAAAUUUCAGUGUUUGAUUUGUGUUUACCCACUGUCACAUUACAUGCCCCUUUUUGAAGCAUGAACUUUGGAUUAAGUUUUUAUAAACUAACUAAACAGACCUCUAGAUUCUGGAUGAGCAACAGAUUUCUGUUGCCUUUUGGUCCCCAGUCUGACAGUGCUUUUGAAGUUUAUACAGAAGGCUUUAAAAGUUACUUUGUGCCCUCAGUUUUUAUUCUUACAACUGCUAAGAUACCUCUGUAAGCCUUAUCCUUUAUUCUUUCAUAAGUUGUAUAAUAAAUGUAUAGAACUCAUUGACCAACAAAAUUGUUGGGUAUCUGUAAAUGAGACCAAAAUGUGGGUUGCUUUUUUUUUUUUUUUUUCAUAAAAUAAUUUCUAUUUGGGGGUUACUGUUAAAUGAACAGCAGCUAACCUAUAACUGUGAAUGCUUCGUGUCGUCAGUAUUUGCAUUACAGUCAUAACAGUGUGCAAGUCCUGUGACUCCCAGCUUAACUAAAAUACUGUCAUGCCACCGAACUUGAGUAUAGCAUACUGGUUUUAGGUUUUAAUGGAAUUGGUGUAAAAUGAUAUCCCAUAAAUAAAAAGUAUUUGUGUUUGAUUUCA